Molecule: messenger RNA, 1148 nt
Organism: Vigna radiata var. radiata (mung bean)
Lineage: Eukaryota; Viridiplantae; Streptophyta; Magnoliopsida; Fabales; Fabaceae
Product: protein FAR-RED ELONGATED HYPOCOTYL 3-like
Exons: 1
Coding region: 31-990 (319 amino acids)
Molecular function (GO): DNA-binding transcription factor activity, RNA polymerase II-specific
Source: RefSeq, a predicted model, not a curated record
ACUGAUGAAAUUUUCCCAUCACGUGAUGAUAUGAUUGAUUGGGUUCGGAAGAUUGCAUUUCAUUUUGGAUUUGUGGUCGUCAUCAUAAGAUCUGACACAACAACUGGUGAACCUGGAAGAAAGACAUUCGUUGUGUUAGGCUGUGAAAGGAGUGGGAAAUAUAGGAAGUAUAAGCAAGACGUGCAACCUAGUGUGUCUGGCACGAGAAAAUGUGAGUGUCCAUUUAAGUUGAGGGGUAAACCUAAAGGACACGGUUGGGUGUUAAAGGUUAUGUGUGGUUAUCACAACCAUGAAUUAGUCGAGACUUUGGUCGGUCAUCCUUAUGCGGGGAGGUUAAAUGCUGCUGAACAGUCAAUUCUUAUUGACAUGACUAAGAGUCAAGUUAAACCUGCAAAUAUUCUCUUGACUCUUAAAGAGCAUAAUGAAGAUAACGUGACAACUAUAAAACAAAUAUAUAAUGCGAGAUACACUUACAAACGAUCUUUGAGAGGGUCGAGAACUGAAAUGCAACAGUUGAUGAUGUUGUUGGAUAGAGACAAAUACAUCCAACAUAGUAGAUGUUUGGAAGAUUUUGACGUAGUAAGUGACCUAUUUUGGACACAUCCUGAUUCAGCGCACCUGGUCAAUUCAUUUAAUAUUGUGUUCUUAAUGGAUACGACAUACAAGACAAACAAAUAUCGUCUUCCGUUGCUUGAGAUCGUUGGAGUCACGUCCACUGGUUUGACAUUCACAGUCGUUUUUGCAUUGCUUUCAAGUGAACGCCAAAAUAAUUUCACUUGGGCAUUGGAAAUGUUUAGACGAUUACUAUUGACAACAGAGGGCGGUCCACGAGUUGUUGUCACUGAUAGAGACAUUGCUUUGAUAAAUGCCAUUACCAAUGUCUUCCCUGAUUCAUAUCGUAUGCUUUGUACAUUCCACAUUAUGAAGAAUGUGAAAGCGAAAUGCAAGAUGUUAGUGGAUAAUGUUGAGGCAUGGGAUGUUAGUGGAUAAUGCUAAGACUCCAACCUUGUCUCGAAGGUAUGUAUCGUGAAGCUCGUGGAUGGAGGUCUGUGUACGUAUCUAAGACUCGCCUCCUUCCCAUCUCAGGAAGGUGCUCAUAUAUCCAACUCUAAAAAAAAACAUUACUUAUAUUAUUUUAUACAUUCCUA